Molecule: messenger RNA, 1266 nt
Organism: Trichoplusia ni (cabbage looper)
Lineage: Eukaryota; Metazoa; Arthropoda; Insecta; Lepidoptera; Noctuidae
Gene: SCaMC
Product: calcium-binding mitochondrial carrier protein SCaMC-2
Biological process (GO): transmembrane transport
Molecular function (GO): ATP transmembrane transporter activity
Source: RefSeq, a predicted model, not a curated record
UACCUUGACAUCGGUGAGGAUAUGAACGUGCCCGAUGACUUCACGCAGAGCGAGUUGCAGACGGGCAAGUGGUGGAGGCACCUGCUGGCUGGAGGCAUCGCCGGCGCCGUCAGCCGGACCUGCACCGCGCCUCUAGAUAGACUGAAAGUGUUCUUGCAGGUGAACCCUACCAGAGAAAACAUGGGAAAAUGUUUAACAAAAAUGAUAAAUGAGGGUGGUAUAGCCGGGCUGUGGCGAGGAAACGGCAUAAACGUGAUAAAAAUAGCGCCAGAAUCAGCACUCAAAUUUGCAGCUUACGAACAAGUAAAAAGACUAAUCAAAGGCGAAAACAGAACUAACCACCCUCUGGAGAUACACGAACGGUUCCUGGCCGGAGCGACAGCCGGCGCCAUGGCUCAGACUGUGAUCUAUCCUUUAGAAGUGUUGAAGACAAGGUUAGCGUUAAGAAAGACUGGUCAGUACAGCGGGAUCUUUGACGCCGCUAGGAAAAUAUAUUUAAGGGAGGGGUUAAAAUGUUUCUACAAGGGUUACAUUCCAAAUAUCCUGGGGAUCGUGCCGUACGCGGGGAUCGACCUAGCCGUGUACGAGACGCUGAAGAAGAAGUACAUCAGCAAGUACCAGGCGCACAACGGGCAGCCGGGCAUGCUGCUGCUGCUGGCGUGCGGCAGCGCGUCCUGCACGCUCGGACAGGUCUGCUCCUACCCGCUCGCGCUCGUGCGGACGAGGCUACAGGCCCAAGAGAAAGCAGCGAAGGGCGCGGAGGGCACGAUGCGCGGUGCGUUCCGCGAGAUCGUGCAACGCGAGGGUCUGCGCGGGCUGUACCGCGGCAUCACGCCCAACUUCAUCAAGGUGAUCCCGGCCGUGUCCAUCUCGUACGUGGUGUACGAGUACGCCAGCCGCUCGCUCGGCGUCAACAUGACGUGAUGCGCGCGCGCCCGCCCCGCGCCCCCCGCCCCUAGGGACGCGCCGAUGACGUCACGCUCGAGCUCAACACUCGCAUCACAUUCUAAUUUAAGCAUAUUAGCAAAUUGCAUUUCGUUGUACAUAGCUCUUGUGCAUGUUAAGUCUUAUUUAUUUUACAUAUGUGACAUAUUCCAAUUAUUUAAUUGUUUCGAACGAAUAUUGUAAUCGAUUAAGCUUGUAAUUGUGUAGCGAACCCUGGUUGCAUUUGCUGGAAAAUUGAGGUGGUAAUAGAGUAAUAUGGCAUGCCGGCAACAAGCCGGACAGACAACUGUGAUUGCAAUAAAUGUAUGUAUUUUUUUUAUU